This is a messenger RNA of Capsicum annuum, 996 nucleotides long. Its product is annotated as disease resistance protein Roq1-like. NCBI's taxonomy places the organism in Eukaryota, Viridiplantae, Streptophyta, Magnoliopsida, Solanales, Solanaceae. The record is from RefSeq and is a predicted model, not a curated record. Gene Ontology annotation, biological process: defense response. The annotation marks the transcript as partial. The transcript is spliced from 3 exons.
AAAUGGACUCCUGAUAAGGAGUUUUUGAAACUCUCCAAGUCUGUAGUAGAUUAUGCUAAAGGCUUACCAUUAGCUCUUAAGGUCUUGGGUUCAUUUCUUUACAAGCGAGGCAUAACUGAGUGGAGAAGUGCAUUAGAUAGACUCAGAGAUACUGGAUAUGAAGAAAUUGUUGAGCAGCUCAGUUUAAGUCUAGAUGGAUUGAACCAUGAAGAGAAGAAUAUAUUCCUGGAUAUUGCAUGCUUCUUUAGAGGAAGAAAGAGAGAUGAUGUGAUAACAAUACUAAACAGUUUUGGCUUCCGAUCAGAGAUUGGAAUACAUGUCCUCAUCCAAAAAUCACUCUUAUAUAUUUCUGAAGGAAUGGUUGAGAAGCAUGAUUUGAUAGAACAAAUGGGUCAGCAAGCAGCGCGCAAUGUUGACCAGGAUAGGCCAUGGAAUCACAGCAGACUAUGGCAUGAACAAGAUAUAAAAAAUGUUUUUUCUGCAAAUCUGAGGACAGAGUCUAUUAAAGGCAUAAUGGUGCCAAUUGGCUCAGACCGUCAUAUAUGCAAGUGGAGCAAAGCUUUCAGAAACAUGCCUUGUCUUAGGCUACUCAUUGUCAAAGGGGAGGAGGCCCGACAUCAUGACCCUAUUUGUGACCCUAUUGAGCAUCUCCCCAGUAACUUGAAAUGGCUUGAUUGGUCAUACUACAGUCUUGCAACUUUACCAGCAAAGUUUGAACCAGGAAACCUUGGUGGGCUCAACAUGACUUUUAGUUCGCUUGUUGAAAUCUUCAAGGAACCAAAGUCAUUUGACAAGUUGACAGUCCUCAAUUUAAGUUUUUCAGGAAGUUUACUCCGAACACCCAAUUUUUGUGAGACUCCAAACCUCCAGAAGAUUAUACUGAAAAGUUGUGUGAGUUUGGUUGAAAUUCAUCCAUCUGUUGGAAAUUUUAAAAAGCUUAUCUUCUUAAAUAUGGAAAAUUGCAAAAAUCUCGAGUCUUUACCAAGUAGUAUUUAA